This is a messenger RNA of Oryzias latipes (Japanese medaka), 1686 nucleotides long. Lineage: Eukaryota; Metazoa; Chordata; Actinopteri; Beloniformes; Adrianichthyidae. The record is from RefSeq and is a predicted model, not a curated record.
CAAUGUCGUGUCAGAAAGUAACAUAAUGUCAUUUUGUGCCAAAGAUGGAUCCCUAGGAACUGCUAAAAAGAGAGCGGCCUAUGUACGUAGAGAGUUUCCACUGGUGAACCCCAUUGAAUAUUGUGUGGAAAAAGGCAAAAAAACACUUGCAUAUGUCCCUAUUGUUCCCAUGCUCCAGAAGUUGCUGAACAAAACUGACAUAUUGGAUAAAGCCAUGUCAGAAAAAGUCCAUGUCCCACAGGAAUAUAGCUCAUAUGUAGAUGGGCAGUGCUUUAAUAAAAACUCUCUUCUUGCAAGGGAUGAGUUCACAAUUGCUCUUACACUUUACAUUGAUGACUUCGAAGUAGCCAAUCCUCUAGGAACAUCAAAGCUGAAACAUAAAAUGUGUGCCAUAUACUGGGUCAUUGCCAACAUACCUGCAAAAUACAGGUCAACCCUAAACUCAAUCCAACUUGCACUAUUGUGCAAUACCUCUACAGUCAAAGAGUGUGGUUACGCUAAAGUUCUGCAACCUCUUAUUUAUGAUCUAAAGUUAUUGGAGCAAAAUGGUGUUUACUUGGAACAACUAGGUGAGAGUGUGAAAGGCACAGUCUUAUAUGUUGUUGCUGAUAAUCUUGGUGCCCACUCCCUGGCAGGAUUCCUGGAGAGCUUCACUACUGACAAGUUCUGCAGAUUCUGUUCGGCAAGCAGUUUUGACAAACAAUACCAAGAGAUGGCUGAGCAAGAGAAUAUAACCAUGAGGGUUAUUGUCUCAGAGGGGGAUAUAAGAAAGAUGACGACAAAACGACCUGACACGCUUGAGGAUUUGAUUGGCUGGCUCAAAGGCAAUCUCAAAGCAAACUAUAGUUUCACCUUACAGUACCAAGAUCCUGAAUUUAACAAUGAACUGUGUAACCUCACCAAUCUCUCUGAGCUCCCAGAGAAGCCAACAAUCAAAAUCAUCCCUAUGAUUGAGCUGGUACCAACCUCAGCAGACACUGAAUCAUAUGGUGACACAAGCAGCCAGGCAGACACAGAGAUCCUGUCUAACUCCUCUCUGGAUAGAAGUUUUCAGUGGCCAGAGGUAUUUGACAUUCCCAAAUUUUCAGUUGAUGUUGAGUACAGACUUCGUCAAGGUAACCUGUUGUAUCUGAGAGAUGGAACAUGUCUUAAGGUGACAAAAGAGUUGAAACAUGAUAUACUGGAGAAAUUGGCCGAGACCAUGUAUGCAUUUAAAGCAUACCAGAAAAGGAAGAUUUUGAAGCAGUUGCAAAAGCUUUAGUACAAACCCACCCUUGUCUCAAAGAAUCAGGGUCAUCCUCCGGCUGGAAUGGAUGGAAGAACAGUCUCAAGUUCAAGAUGGGAAACUACAGAACCAAAAUGCGCCAGAUUGGACGAGUUGAUGUCACUGUCAAUGGUGGUAAACGUGGAAGGUACACUGCAAAUGCCGACCCUUCUCACAAAGGCAUAAAAAAGCCAAGGAAAGGAGAAUUAAAUUUCCUACCUGAAUAUCCAGAGGGGAGGGAUGACCACAACCUGGAAGAAGCUCGCCAGGUUUUGGUCAAUGAAAUGAUGAAGACGAAGCCAAAUGGGUCCCUUGUUAAGAAAAAGAUGGACCUGACAUUUGCGCUUCGGAGAAAAGAAGUUGUCCAAAACAAGCCUGCCAUCAGCCAGAUGUUACAUAGAUGGCCAGCUCUUUUCACCGAA